Symbiodinium sp. CCMP2592 is the source of this 3633-nucleotide messenger RNA. Lineage: Eukaryota; Dinophyceae; Suessiales; Symbiodiniaceae. The record is from the annotation of a GenBank genome assembly.
AUGGACUUCUCCGAUGUGCUUGUGGGGCAGACUCUGGCACAGUGGUCCCCCAACGCCAAAUAUGUGGCUGCGGCAGACAAGAACCGCGUCCAAGUGCGUGAGCCCGAUUCCUUGAAGCUUGUCCAAGCUGCUUGGAAUGCACUGGAUGGGCGGAGUGGCAUCAAUGAGGCCCACCUCGGCGUGGAAGGUGGCGAUGGCUUGACGGAGGCGGAGCGGACAGUGGAGAGGAUCGUCGAAGACGUCGACGUUAGCCUCACGAACGCCCCGAAGGCAGAAGCCGAAACUUGGGCCACGGUUUCCAGCGUCAGCCAGAUCGGCCCCACUCUUGAUGACAUUGUGCCACGGGCCUCCGUCAACUACCUCAUCACUACGGAAGGUGCUGCCCCAUCGGACUCGACGGGAGACUACUGGCUGGAAGCCAACCUGUCUGCCAUUGAUGGAUUCAGCUGCAAUGCCUUCACUUCGAAGGUCGACAGGUUGAUGCAGGCGCUGAAGCCGCUGAACCCACCCGAAUUGUUCAAGAUGUACUGCUGGGAGGAGCAGCUGACCAUCCUCAGUGUCCACCGACCUCUGCCCCCCGGUGCGGAUGCGGCGGUGCAGAUGUUUGCGAGGCAUUUGAAGCACAUGAACUACACGGAAUCGACCCUGAUGGAUGCAGAUACGAUGCUGGAGGACAAGGACAGGCCCAUCCUUGAGGAAGUUCUUCAGGGCUUCCGCUUUGAGAUGGAUGUCGCCUUAACGAAGGCUCUCGAGGAGGUCAUCGCGGCGAGACUCACCGAGUACACGCACAGGUACGACUCCUCCCCCUCAGGACCCUCGGUUGACAGGGGCACCUGCGGUGUCGGGGAGAGCCCAUGCAGGUACCACUCGUGGGUGGGCCCGUGCUGCAGCACUCGCAGCUGCCUCGAGCCGACGUCGCCUGAGUCGAACUACCCGCGCUACCAGGAAGAUCAGUGCCUCUUCAACGGUACCGAGUGUUGGGAGUAUUGCAAGGAAAGAUUCCAGAUGAAACAGCAGGCGACCAAGGAGAUGGUCCAGAGUGUCGUGUCCAUGUUCAAGGGAGCCUCCUCAGACCUUCGUUUGUCAUACGACGACAGUAAGCGGCGCGAGCUGCUCCGAACCGUUCCAUUCCUGAACAUGAGCUUCAACGAUGUCGUCGCCAAGCUGUCCGUUCCGCUGGAGCAUGUGAAGAUGUCGAUGAAUGCAGCCCAACAGCCUUGGUUGGGCCCGCUCGCGGAUGUUUUGGAGGGGGCUACCAUUGACUUGGACACGCUGGAUUCUGUGUCGAUCAAGAACCUGCCCGGCGUGAAGGUGCAGAUGACGUUUGCAGACGUUCAUCCAUUCAAAGUGCUGGGAAGCUUGCUUCAGGAUCUCGGCGUGCUGAAACUCAUGCACAAGGCAGCAGAGGCAGAAGAGACACUGCAAAAAGCGGAAGAAGCGGUGGAGGAGGCCGUCCUCAAGGCUGAAGCACCGAUCGAGCAUGUGGUGGAGUCCAUCGAGAGUGAGCUCCCUGAGGUAAUGCCCAGUGAGCAGCAGAAGUUGAUUCCGAUGAAGGCUACGAUUUCGAUGGGCCCUAGUUUGGGCCACUUCGACACUAAUGAAAACGUCUCCUACAUGUUCUUCCAUGGAGACAAGGGGUCCUCCGACCCCUCAGCCGGCUACCGAAUCGAAUUGAACGUCACAGCCACCGACGCAGAGGCCGCCGCUAGCUUCGUGGAGUUGUGCAACGGCCUGCUCGCACGCGCACCCUUGGGCCCCGUCGUUGAGGUCAGGAACGAUGGCAGCCAGGUCAGCAUCUUGAGCCAGCCUUUGCUUCCCCCCAACAAAGCUGCCAUAGAUGCGCAGAUCAAGAUGAUCAUGAGCCACGUCGGUCACUUGACCUUCAACAUGUCGGCGAACAACAACAUCGAGCAGAUGAUGGCGCACCCGGAUGACUCGAUCUGGAAAGAGGCCAAGACCGGAACUCGAAUGAUGUUGGAUGCAACGCUGACGGAAGCCGUCGAGAAGGCCAUCCUCGAUCGCAUCAAGAAGAGGCCCUCAGCACCUUCAAGCUCUUGCGGAAGCAUGGAGGCCCCAUGCUUGGACAAAGAUGAAGGCAUGUGCUGCUCUUUGGCCACUUGCCUUCAUGACGAUGGCUCCUCUGAAGACUCAGAAGGCACUUGGAAAGAUACCCAGUGCCGUUACAAUUUCACCUGUGCGCCCUUGUGCCCAGAGCACCAGGUGGGCCACGACUAUUCCCAGGCACUGGCCGAGAAGCUGGUGCAGCUCUUUGCAGGUGGCUCUAUGGAUGUGCGCGUGGCCUAUGACGAGGAGAUGGUCCAGGGUCUCAUGGCCUCUGUUCCCUUUCUCAACAUGACCUUCCGGAGUUUGCAAGACAUGUACAGGCUCAAUGCGCAGCAGUAUCACCUCGAGAACUUUGCGGGGCACCCGCUGGCUGCACUGGGCGUGGAGCUUCUCAACGCCACGAACAAGUACCUGGUGAGCGUCGAGUCCGUGGAGGUCAAGAACCUCCCGGACGAUAUCAAGAUCAUGAUCAAGUUGGACAACGCAAAGCCCUUUCAGUUCAUGUUCGCCCUCGCCGAGGGCAGCGGCAUCCUUGGGAUCGAGUGGUCGCCAGAUUCGCAGUUUCUGCUCACGGAGGUUGCGCGGCAAGGUCUGCUUCAGAUCUGGAGCCUCAGGGAUAGCGAAUGGACCUGCCGAAUCUACGAAGGUCUCGCAGGCAUUGCCCAUGCUCGAUGGGGACCUGGCACAGAUCGGGUGCUCGUGGCCGUGGACUUCCAGCUGUAUUUAUCAAUCUGGCCACUGCAGGAGGGAGCCUCUGCCGUUCAGAUUCGAUACCCGAAAUUCCCACGGCGCGGCUUUGCCUUCAGUCGGGAUGCUUGCUGGCUGGCCGUCCUCCGGCGGAAAGACUGCAAGGAUCGGUUGGGCAUCUACAAUAGCGAGGAAAGCUUCUCGCGCCUCACUGAUGUGGCCAUUGCUGGCGAUGCUUCGGAUCUUGCGUGGGCACCGGAUGACAACACGCUUCUCGUUUGGGAGCGCGCCGCAUCAUCGCCCUGGUGUCGGAUGUACUCGCUGGCUGGUGAGUGCCUGGCACAGGUCGGAGACGCGUUGCCAAGGUCCGUUGCACCAUCGCCCUCAAUGCAGCUGCUGGCGGCCUUGGGCCUCGACGGGCAGCUGCAGCUGUUGAGUGCCGUGAGCCGACACAUCCUCACCAACCUGCCCCACAGCCUUGUGGAGGCAAUCAUGCAGCGUGACGAUGGCGAGGUAUUCCUGUGGGAGGAAUAUGUCGAACUGGCCGACGGCAGUCCAGAUGCAAAGCGAGGCUACAACAGAAUACAGCUGCUGACCAUCGGCCUCUUGGCGGCCCUCUUCGUGUGGAACACGGCUUUCCUCCAGGUCGAGGCACCGACGCCCAAGCAGGCAGUCCCGGUCGCCGCAGCAGCAGCGUUGUCAGCAGCUCCCUUGCCAGCCCUUGCGGGCGAGCCUCCAAGCGUGGGCAUUCACUGGUACUGGGACCUGGGCAUCGGCACGAUCCACGGCGAGACCGCCAGCAUUAUCAUUUGGGUGUUCCUGGUCUGCACCAUCUUCGCUUUGGCCGGAGCCGGUGGCAGCAGCCGCAAGAGUGCGGCGUAG